AUGUCUUAUUUUGAGGAUUAUGAGGUUUUGUGUUCUGUUGGCUCUGGCUCAUUUGGAACAUGUCAGAAAAUUAAGAGAAAGUCUGAUGGCAAAAUUCUGGUGUGGAAGGUGGUGAGGUACAGGGAGAUGAAGAAGGAUCAACUGAAGCGUCUGCUGUCAGAGGUGAAGAUCCUGAUGGACCUCAGCCACCGAAAUAUCGUUCAGUACUUCCAUCACUUUGUAGACUUGGAGCAGAAAAAGCUCUACAUUGUGAUGGAGCACUGUGAGGGUGGAGAUCUGGACACCCUCAUUGAACGCUACCAAAUCAGAGGGAUGUUUCUGUCCGAGAACUUCAUCCUUCGUAUUCUACUGCAGUUGGCUUCAGCACUGAUGCAUUGUCACAGACGGCCGGACAGAACUGUUGUGCUGCACCAGGAUUUGAAACCAGCAAAUGUUUUCCUGGACAAGAACCUAAACGUGAAGCUGGGUGACUUUGGUCUGGCUGAGGUCCUCCCCAGUAAGGAGCAUGUCUGCACGGGUAGAGCAGGGACUCCUCUUUACAUGAGUCCGGAGAAGAUCAAUGAGUCACAGUAUGAUGAGCGAUCAGACAUCUGGUCUCUGGGGUGUCUGCUGUACAAGCUGUGUGCCUUCGUGCCUCCAUUUACUGAUGGACGAGGGAAAACGCUGGAAGAACGCAUCAAUCGUGGAACGUUCAGCAGAAUCCCUGUCUACUAUUCCAACUUCCUGGACUCAAUCAUUAGGGACAUGCUGCAAGUCAAUCCCUUCAGGAGGCCGUCGGCAGCAGACAUCCUCCACCAGCUGACUGAGAGAUUCAUCAAGGAAGAGGUGAGAUCACCACGUCAGCCUGAUCAUCGUCUUCCUCAGUCCGUGUCUGUGCAAAACAUCAGGCACAGAAAAAAAGAAGCACAGGCACCACAGAAGAAGACGGGCGCAGCCGUGAAUGUGAGUGUUAUCACCACCAACCAGAGAGGUUCUGUUUACAGACUGUUUGUCUGUUAG
Thalassophryne amazonica is the source of this 999-nucleotide messenger RNA. Its product is annotated as serine/threonine-protein kinase Nek2-like. The transcript is spliced from 6 exons. The record is from RefSeq and is a predicted model, not a curated record. Bases 1 to 999 code for a protein of 332 amino acids. Gene Ontology annotation, biological process: protein phosphorylation. Gene Ontology annotation, molecular function: ATP binding; protein kinase activity. NCBI's taxonomy places the organism in Eukaryota, Metazoa, Chordata, Actinopteri, Batrachoidiformes, Batrachoididae.